Molecule: messenger RNA, 288 nt
Organism: Striga hermonthica
Lineage: Eukaryota; Viridiplantae; Streptophyta; Magnoliopsida; Lamiales; Orobanchaceae
Source: the annotation of a GenBank genome assembly
AUGCUACAAAGCGCCAAGAUAAAAGCAAGUUGCACCAUUGGAGGUCUCCGUCAGCUGGCCCAUGCCGUGGCUCGACUGCUGCCGCUCUCGACCGCCAUCGACCCUCAGAUCAAUACCUCACUACUGCCGUUGAUUUUCUCGAAAGAUUAUGUCGACAAAGACGUGAGAGAUGAGUUACCUUGUUUCCCAUUUCCUUGUGGUGCCAUGGAACUCAUGGUUGUCCCCAUAAAAAAGGCGAGCUUUUAUUUUUUUAAUUAUUUGACAAUUUGUUUCGAAGAUUUUAGCUGA